Molecule: messenger RNA, 1626 nt
Organism: Andrographis paniculata
Lineage: Eukaryota; Viridiplantae; Streptophyta; Magnoliopsida; Lamiales; Acanthaceae
Exons: 2
Coding region: 377-1339 (320 amino acids)
Source: RefSeq, a predicted model, not a curated record
UGGACUGGACUUUGAACUGGGGCUGAGGGAGCGAGGGUGGACUGGACUGACUGGUGGUGGAGGAGGAUGAGGACUGUUUAGUGACUUCUCCUUCGCUCAAUACUCAGUUUCAAACGCCUGGUUAAUUAUCAUGUAAAUAAAUAAAUGUUAAACAAACAAAGGGGCAUCUCCCGUUCCCUGCCCUUGCCUUCCAUCUCCUCCCCUCAAAUCAUUAUCACACAUUUUCUUUCCUUCUCUUUGUCAGUUCUUUCUUUGUUUGUUUGUUCUAUUCUUCUUUCCUUUUUCAAAGGUUUCCUCUUCCAUCCAUAGAUUCCUCCUCCCCCUCGCUCCCUUCGCUCCUCCUCCUUCAUAAACCCACCCCCCCCACCCCCCCCAUAUGGAUGAUAUCGCCGACCCGUCCAACGACUUCCAAGAUUGGGAGCUCCUCCUGCCCCUACCCCAGUCGCCCCUGGCCCCCGUCAGCAGCAGCCCUCCCGCACCCAAUACCUCCUUCCAUGAAAUAAUCGAUUCUGCUGAGGGUGCUUUACUCGAGCCCAAUUAUUUCUCGCUAGACUCUCGCAAGCGUUUCGCUGCUGCUGGGGAUCCUGAUGACGAUAAAUCCGCCGCUUCGGACAAUCCAAGCUGGAUUGAUCCCGGGUUGGAUGACAACCCUACCCGCUACCUUCACAAGGACCCCGGAGGAUUUUGGUCCGAUUCCAGCAGCGAACGUUCCCAAGAUCGAAAUUCUGCGGAUCUGGUUGGGAGGAAUGGAUUGGAUGUUUUUGAAAAUGACGCAGCGCGUCCCCGGGGGAAUGGGAAAAUCCCAGAGGAAAAAACAGAUAACGGUGAGGGCUUGAGUCUUUUCCCAUUGGAUUCCACUGGAUUCGGUGAAGUUGAUGAUGCCUCUGUGGAGAACAAUUCUCGUGCGGAUAGACCGUCGCAGGUUCUUGGUGAAGAGAAGGAUGAAACCCUCGACUCAGCCGGCGGAGGCAAGUUUGCUGACGGCGCUGGAAACAAGAUAAACGGUGAUCUUGGGAAGAGGAGCGUCAUCUGGUGGAGGAUGCCAAGCGAGAUUCUCAAAUACUGUGCCUUCAAAAUGAGUCCUGUGUGGGCCGUCUCUGUGGCUGCUGCUGUCAUGGGGUUCGUGAUUUUGGGCCGCAAGUUGUACAGGAUGAAGAAGAAGAAGACUAGGGCGCUGGAGAUCAAGUUGAUUGUUGGUGAUAAGAACAUAACUCAGGUGAUGAACCAUGCAAGUCGACUUAAUGAUGCUUUCUCAAUCGUGAGAAGGGUCCCUGUGAUCCGGCCUUCACUGCCUGCCGUUGGCACAUCUGCUACGUGGCCUAUCGCGAGCUUGAGAUAGGCGCGACAAUGGUUAUGCAUGGCGGGCCGCGGGGGUGGGGUUUACAAGACUGUGUGUUGACUCUUCUUAUAUACAUAUAUACCUCUGUGAUAAGGUUAUAGUUUACCUUAGGAUUUGUCUUUACAGUUAAAUUAGUAAGUUUUUCUUCAUUGGUUGGAUGUGAUGAAUGCUUACUUGUAUAUGCCCCUUGGACCACCUAUUUUCAAGUUGGAUGUGGGUGUGGUGUUUCAUUCUACUCUUCUUUGUAUAAUUAACUAUGUUGAUGAAAAAGACAUAUUCAUAUGGUC